AUGACAAUUAGAAUAUAUUGGCCGCUGAAUGUGAUUCAGCUUCAGAAAAAGACGGAAUACCCACCGUCACUUAUCAUAGGAUGGAAUAAUUCAGAUACAGAUAUUGUAGUGGUCACCACCCUACCAUUUCUAGACCCAGCUAUAGUUGAAACGCUGUUGAUUAGAGAUGAUCUGCUUAAAGAGUCGAACUUUAACUGUUCUCAAAUCUAUGAAAGAUGUGGAAUACGUAGAAUGAGUAUCCUUGGUACAUUAAAUGUGAAUUCGGAUGGAUCCUCGAUGCUAAAUCGCAAUCGCAACAUAGUGAUAAAUGCCAGACUGGACAAUGAAAUCAACUAUCCUCAGCACGAAUUAAUAGGCAGGAUAAAAGUCAAGAAUAUAAAUGAAGCAAAAUCAUGUUCUUCAAUUCAAGUUAUAGUAUUUGAUCCGCCUCUGGCUCAUCGUAUGCAAUAUCUGUCACUGUAUCCUAUAUCUUUGGCAUUAGCAGAAAGGACGACACUGACAGUGGUAAGUGAGGAAUACGAGGCAAAUCUAAUCGAAUCACUGGAAAAAAAACAGAUCCUUAUGGAAAAAGCCUUACAGCAUACAUUACGAGAACAAGACUCUGGGAGUGAACAGCGAAUUGUGUUGAAAAAUUGCAUAUCUCAAGUCAAUUGCUCGCAUGAAGUAGGAGAAAUUAUGAGACAUAACGCGGCCACGUUAUUCCCCAAACUCAAGUCCAGAAGACGAAGGCUUAGUGUUAGCGAGUCUGUCAUAGAAUCAGCUCGUACGGUCCAUGAUGGAUUCUGGAAUGCCCUUUAUUUGCUGUGGUGCUCUUUUAUUCCUUAUUUGAGUAGAAUCUUGGUUGGAGCUAUUCUUCUCGGACGAGUCAUCGCAGAAGGAAUAUUAUCCAUCAUAGAGUGGAGACCAGGUACUAUACCCAAUAGAAGACAAGACAAUGCCGAUACUGUUAAACGAACAUCUUCAUCAGCAUCAGGAUCAAUGACCUCUACGUCAACCUCAGCAUCAACUUCGUCACCACCUACGCCGGCACUCAAAGAUAUUUCUGCAACAGCACAGCAGAUUGACUUACGGCUACAACAAUUUUGUUAUUGGCCAAUACAGUACCUGACUAUCCGAAAAAGAUCACAGAGCUGGCAUAGUAAUACUGACUUCAACGUCGAAUACAUCCGAUUUUAUAACACGAUAUGGCUGGUGAUCAACGAUGUUAUUCUUGGCGUUGCACUUGGAAGUGUGAUACUAGACAAUCGUGAUUAUAUUGUAGACUGGCUAUGCUAUGGAAUCGACGAGAUCCUCUCUGUGCAGUUUAGAGAUAUCAUGCUUUGGCUCAUGGAUUGGCCCGGUGGCCUGAAGUUAAACAACGAACUCGCAGCGUUCUUCGGAGAGAUGUUUCUCUGGGUGAUACAAUUCUGGGCUACGUUUUUAAAUAUUUUCAGGCCUUACUUCAGAAUCGUAAUAUCAGUCAUAGGAUAUGCUGGAUUUGGUGGAUUUACGUUGUCGAUAUCAUUAGUAUCAGAUUUUAUCUCGUUUCUGACUCUUCAUGUAUAUGCUUUUUACGUGGCGUCUGCACGAAUAUACCACUGGCAGCUUGUGGUUCUCCACUCUCUGUUCCACCUGUUUAGAGGUAAAAAGCACAACGUAUUGAGAAAUAGGAUUGAUUCAUGCAAUUACGAGCUAGAUCAGUUGCUCAUGGGCACUGUGUUUUUCACAGUGCUGAUAUUUCUGUUACCAACAGUGUUGGUAUUUUAUUUAUUUUUCGCAUUUAGCAGGCUAUCUAUAGUGCUGUUAUGCGCUGGUCUUGAGAGUGUACUGUCAUUUCUGAAUCAUUUCCCACUGUUUGCUAUUUUACUGAGAAUCAAGGACUCACAAAGAAUCCCAGGCGGAAUCCGCUUCGAAUACCAAAAAGAUGACAAAAGCUGUCUGAAGCUCAAGUCAGUUCCUCUAGGCUACAGUCAUAUAUUUCAGCAGUAUAACAUUCUUGGACAGAGGCUUAGAAUGCACUACCUCUCGCUGCAAGUCAUCACGCGACUGCUCACAGGCCAAUUUGUACCUAUCCAGCGUACAAAGCUCUAUGUGCUGCUUUAUUCGAUGCUCCCAGAAGAAAGGGUUCCUCUCAACGAGCUCUACAAAGAGCUCAAAACGUUACCCUAA
Messenger RNA from Sugiyamaella lignohabitans, 2148 nucleotides. RefSeq names its product Gpi1p (gene GPI1). The record is from RefSeq and is a predicted model, not a curated record. Lineage: Eukaryota; Fungi; Ascomycota; Dipodascomycetes; Dipodascales; Trichomonascaceae. Gene Ontology annotation, biological process: GPI anchor biosynthetic process. Gene Ontology annotation, cellular component: endoplasmic reticulum; membrane. Bases 1 to 2148 code for a protein of 715 amino acids. The transcript has a single exon.